AGACGCUAAAGUGCCCUUUCGGUCCGAUUUAGGUGCUCCGGAUCGCAAUUUAUACCGAGGGGGACCGCGAUUGUGCCCUUGUGACGCCACGAGUCCCCUGCCCCUUCGGAGGUCUGUGCACGCGCGCGCACACACACACACACACACACACUGCGUCCAGCAGCUCUUCAGCGUUCAGUGUUGUGAACAUAGGCCGUACAACAGUGCUGUGCUGUCACCAGGCUGAGAAGUGCGGCUUCUGCACAUGCUCAGUGUGUCUCCCAUCACAUCACGCGCAAUCAAACAGAGCAUCCUCCUCCAGCCGCCUCCAGGAACUGAUGCUCACGCGUCUGCGACACCUGCCUCUCCGGUCCCAGCCGCGUUUCUCUCUCUGCUUCCCCGUGUCUGUCGCGCUCCCUUUCUCUCAUUAUUCCCCAUGCGAGCAGUCUGAGUCGGAGCGGAGAGGACGUCAUGUCACGCGCACCAGAGGGAUUUCUCUGAAGACUGCAUCUGAUCUGUUAUGGAGUUCAACUCUUCAUCUGUGUUUGAGCAGCACACAGAAGCUGCUGAGGAGGUUGAUCUGAAUGUGGUGUACCAGGCAGCAGCAAACGGAGAUGUGAACACGCUGACGGCCACGAUACGUGAGGACCCGUCCAUCCUCGAGUGCUGUGACAGUGAAGGCUCCACACCGCUGAUGCAUGCUGUGUCUGGGAGGCAGGUGGAUACAGUCAAACUGCUGCUGAAGAUGGGAGCCUCUAUCAAUACACAAGAUGCCUGUGGACGGACGUCCCUCUCUCUAGCGACAUACCUGGGCUGGCUUGAAGGCUGUGUGUGUUUGCUUCGCAACGGUGCAAAACAGAACAUUCCCGAUAAGAACGGACGCUUGCCAAUUCAUGCUGCUACUGCUGAAACUGACUUCAGGCUCAUGGCUGUGCUGCUACAGCAGUCAACACUGUGUGAAAUCAAUCAUCAAGACAAUGAGGGAAUGACAGCUCUUCACUGGGCUUCUUUCCAUAACCGACCUGAGCAUGUGCAGGCCCUGCUGCAGAAAGGAGCCGACCCCACGCUUGUGGACAAAGACUUCAAAACAGCUCUUCACUGGGCUGUGCAGAGCGGCAGCCGGUUAAUGUGUUCUCUCAUUCUUGACCAUCAUCUGGGCUCCUCUGUGAUCAAUUACGAUGAUGAGAACGGGAAGACCUGCGUUCACAUUGCCGCCGCUGCGGGCUUCAGCGACAUCCUCUAUGAACUGUCUCAUGUUCCUGAGACAAACCUGCAAGCUUUAGAUGUGGAUGAACGGACCCCUCUUCAUUGGGCCGCUGCAGCAGGGAAAGAUGACUGUGUGCAGGUAUUGUUGGAGCUGGGAGUGGAGCCCAACCCUCGAGAUAUUAAUGAGAAUACGCCACUCACAUACGCCAUGUACUGCGGUCAUACUGCCUGCAUCAAACUCCUCUCCACUGAAAACAGGUCUGAAUCGAACAGGCCACUGCAUGCUCAAAACAGUGACUCUUCCUUACGCAAGGAGGGGAAAUUUCGCAUGCUGAACCACAUCUUCAGCAAGAAGAAGAAAGAACUGCAUCCUUCUCAGCAGACAGACUUGAGUCAAGAAUGUCAGCUCAAAGAAGAGACGUCUGAGGUGGACGACAUCAUCACUAUGUUUGAAUGUGUUACUGAACCCAGAGAUGAGAGCGAAAACAGCUCUACUGUCAGAAAACGAAAUAAUGAGUCUGAGAAAGUCCACCUCGGUGAGGACACAUCCAGCAAGGACCUCCAAAGUCUCCCACCCAUACGCACACAGAGUCUUCCUCCUAUCACUCUAGGGAAGUCCCUGCUGGUAAACUCUCAGACUUUGGCCCACAGGACCAGCGGAGCUCAUGUGGCAGGACAUUUAGCGCACAGGUCGCAGAAGAGCAAGAGCGAGCAUGACCUGUUUGAUGGCAAAAGUAAGGACCAAAAAGCUGCCGGAUCCAGUCAGAUACUGACUCACAAGGCAUGGAUCUCAACUCCAUCUGAACGGCUGCUUGACAAGCUGCUGCAUGGAUCCUCAAGCCCUUUAGAUGUGCUGUGCUCAAAUCACACGCCAUACAUACAGAGAAAUGACCAAGCUCAUAAUCAUCUUUUACCUCUGAGGGUCAGAGAAUCUGCUCUCACACGAAACAGUCUUGCUCCCAUCCGUGACCACUGCACACACAGAUUUUCCUUACCACCUGACCAGGUCUCACAGGGAGUGAAGAAGUCCAAAUCCUCUUUAGGAGCAGGUCUGGCUGUACUUCCACCUCCAUAUGCGUCCAAACUGCACCGAGCCGGCAUUCCCCAAAGCCAGUCGCUCGGCUCCUUCCCGACGCCACUGACUGGAGAACCUUUACGAAACAUUCAAGUUCUUCCUGCCAUUCCUCCGCAGAGAAAACGCAGCCCAUCCCAUCCCAGAGUCACUCUGACAGGAGAAACCGAUUGCCUAAAAUAAGAGACAAAUUUAAAACUGUAAUACUGUUCAGCUUUUCAUUCAGAUCAUGAGGAUGCCUGUUUGAUAGAAACUUUGAGUCUUAACAAGGCUGUUUUUCAUACAGUUUUACAAUUAUGAUCUUUUUCUAUGGUAUGCACAUGGUUUAAAUUUGAACUGUAACAUUUACACAAUCUGUAAGCUUAUUGUUUACUGUUAAUAUUAAUAAAGAAAACUGUUAAAGAAUGGAAUCUAGUCAGAAAUAUAAUCAGCAUAAUAAUAAAAUCUUAAUUUGAUACUUUUAAAA
Molecule: messenger RNA, 2723 nt
Organism: Cyprinus carpio (common carp)
Lineage: Eukaryota; Metazoa; Chordata; Actinopteri; Cypriniformes; Cyprinidae
Product: ankyrin repeat domain-containing protein 55-like
Exons: 11
Coding region: 500-2440 (646 amino acids)
Molecular function (GO): protein binding
Source: RefSeq, a predicted model, not a curated record